AUGUUCGAUUUCCCUCAAAAACGCAAGAAACCACAUCUGGGCCUAGGUGUUUUUGGUUUCUUCAUCGUUUGGGUUCUUCUUGGAACCAUAUUGGACAUAUUGAUGGAAUUUUUCAUUCCUGUAAGCGAAGAAAAAUAUGAGUAUCUGAAGAUUUUAUCCUCUGUCUCUAUUUGUGCUUCAGUGAAAAAAUUAACAAAUACCGAUUUUAAUGAGAAAACGAGAUUCAUUUUUGGCAUUAAAUUCUUUGCAAUAUGUUCAAUUAUAUUCGGUCAUAUUUUAUUUUACAUGAAUACAAAGAUCACUCCGGCAGAAUACAUAUUGAACUUUGCAAAUAUUUAUGCUAAUCCUGCAGUAGAAAUUUCUACACAAUCACUCACAAUAACUGAUACAUUUUUUAUCUUCAGCGGAUUUUUGUCAUUCUACUUGAGAAAGAGUGAAGAAUUGAAUUCCAUACUCUAUUACUUCAUUUACAUCGUAAAGCGAUAUAUCAGAUUGACUUUUGCUGUGUGUGUUCAUCUGGCUUUUGUUAUUAUUUUGCCGCUCUUGGUUGACGGUCCACACCGGAACAUCGUCGAAAAUGAAAAGUUGAAGGCAGAAAGUAAAUGGUUGACAUUUAUUCUACAUUAUUACAAUUUUUAUAACGAUGACAUAGAUUUUAUAAGUGUUUUAUGGUUUGCCAAUGUAUUAAUGCAAUUAACUCUUCUUACAACACUGAUAUUCUUCAUCUACGAUAGGUGGCCUAAAAUUGGACUUGCAGUUAUUAUUGUUUUGACAAUAACGGGAUUUGUAAAUUUCUUAUAUGUCUCUAUAAAGAAUGAAUUAGUAUUAAUGUUUGGAAUAGACUCGAAGAUGACGUAUGUAUAUAUUUUAUAUAGUAAUAUUUUAAAUGCUUUUUUAAAACAUAUUUAUAUAUGUAUUCACAUUUUUCUUUACCAUGGAACGUCUUGGUAUUGUUGUUAA
Centruroides sculpturatus (bark scorpion) is the source of this 960-nucleotide messenger RNA. RefSeq names its product nose resistant to fluoxetine protein 6-like. NCBI's taxonomy places the organism in Eukaryota, Metazoa, Arthropoda, Arachnida, Scorpiones, Buthidae. The record is from RefSeq and is a predicted model, not a curated record. Gene Ontology annotation, molecular function: acyltransferase activity, transferring groups other than amino-acyl groups. Bases 1 to 960 code for a protein of 319 amino acids. The transcript is spliced from 8 exons.